Molecule: messenger RNA, 1533 nt
Organism: Plutella xylostella (diamondback moth)
Lineage: Eukaryota; Metazoa; Arthropoda; Insecta; Lepidoptera; Plutellidae
Product: rRNA N(6)-adenosine-methyltransferase ZCCHC4
Biological process (GO): rRNA methylation
Cellular component (GO): nucleolus; cytoplasm
Molecular function (GO): rRNA (adenine-N6-)-methyltransferase activity; nucleic acid binding; zinc ion binding
Source: RefSeq, a predicted model, not a curated record
UCAUUUUCACGUGUGUGUGCCUGUGCUGCGCCUGGCUACGUGUGAUUAAAUUCAAUUUUUAACUUGAUUGCGUGGAAGUAUAGGGAAAAUAAGGCACCACUAUGGGUAACAAACGAAAGUUCAAGUCUGAAGACAAAGCCCUAAAGUCUACACCUGUGGAAGUGAUUGCGGAGGACGUGAGUUCUCACCCGCUGUGUCUUCACGGUCCAACCCUUCUGUUUUCCAAUGAAAAGGGCCGUUUUUAUGCCUGCUCCUUGUGCCGGAGUAAGAAGGACUGCACGGUGCACAUAUCGGAAGAAGACUGGCAGAACGAAGGCGUGAAGAAACGAAAUGAGAAGUAUAAUAACUUGAUCACUAAGGUGAACAAGGCGGAGGCAUGGAAACGGCAUAAUGAGAUCAAGUCCCAGCAUCCAUCAAACAGGGCAUACUGCAUCACAUGCGAGGAGCUGUACAUCAUCCACCAGACCAAGAAACACAACAAGGACCACCGGGUGGUGACUCCACUGACUGACGAGCAGCUGUCUCACCCCACCACUUGGCUGCCUGCUCUGGAGAAUGAUACGGUGGAAGCACAGUAUCUGUUUAGCAAAAAGUCUGUUGGGACUAUUUUGAAUGUGCUGAAGAAGAAUAAUUUAAAAAACAUCUUAUGCAUUGGCACACCAUCCAUCCACGAGGCUGUGUCUUCCAGACAAGACUUCACCUCACUCCUACUCGACUAUGACAAGAGACAUGCACAGUUCCAUCCUCCCAACAAAUAUGUGUACUACAAUAUGUUCAACAACUACUUGUUCAACGGGAGAGAAGAUGAGAAGCUGCUGAAGAAGUUUAUGAAAGAAUCCAGUGACUCAGGCCUCUGCAUAGUCAUGGACCCUCCAUUCGGCGGGCGCGUGGAGCCUCUCAUCCAGACACUCAAGGACCUCACGGAAACCUAUAAGUCUGUGAACAAGGACUUCACGGACCAACUGCUGCCCGUUGUGUGGGCCUUCCCGUACUUCUCUGAGCCUUACAUCAGGAAUAUGGAGCCGGAGAUUAAGAUGCAUGACUAUCAGGUGGAAUACGAAAACCACAAGAAAUUCCAGAACAAAACGAGCAAAGGUCGCAAAAACGGUUCCCCAGUCCGUCUCUUCACCAACCUACCAACCUCCUCCAUUGACCUCCCUCACGACAAGAACUACAAGCUGUGCGAAAAGUGCAAAGUAUACGUGUCUCUCUCUAACAACCACUGCAACAAGUGCGGCGAGUGCACGAGUAAGAACGGGACUACGUAUACGCAUUGUUUCGCGUGCAAGCGGUGUGUGAAGCCCACGUUCUUCCACUGCAAGACUUGUGAGAGGUGUUGCCAGAGGAAGGACCAUAAGUGCGGGAUGGUUGUGGAGUCACAGUCGUGCUUUAACUGCCGCGAGACAGGUCACAAGAAGGCCGACUGUCCACAGCUGGAGCCAGCGCCGGGGAGCGCCAAGAAAAGACGUAAACACGCGUAGUAAACACAGUUUAUUCGUAUAUUUACAACAAUAAAUCAAAAUAUUAGCAAAA